AUGUCGUUAUCAGCAGAUAAAUAUAAUAAAAUCAAUAUAGCCGAUAAAUAUAUCAGACAAGAGAAAAUUGGGGAAGGGACAUACGGAGUAGUUUAUAAAGCAUGGAAUAAAAUAACUAGUCGCGUCGUGGCUUUAAAAAAAAUAAGAUUGGGACCAACCAAAGCUGAAGGAUUAACAACCACCACAUUGAGAGAGAUAUCUAUAUUAAGUCGUACCGAUCAUAAAAAUAUUGUAAAACUUCUAGAAUAUCAUCAUCAUCGAAGUAAAUUAUACAUGGCAUUUGAAUUUUGUGAAAUGGAUUUAAGAAAAUUCAUUGAUUCAUAUCAAAAUCUUCGUUUGAGGAUACCGGCUAACAUUAUUAAGAAAUUUACAUUUCAAUUAUUAAGUGGUAUAAAGUAUUGUCAUUCUCACGGUAUUCUUCAUCGCGAUUUAAAACCUCAAAAUUUACUUAUUGAUGCGGCGGGAGAUUUGAAAAUAGCGGAUUUUGGUUUAGCAAGACAAUUAAGUUAUUCUUUGAGACCUCUCACACAUGAGGUUGUAACAUUGUGGUAUAGAGCUCCGGAAAUUCUUCUCGGUUCAAUGUAUUAUACAAUGUCUAUUGAUAUGUGGAGUGCUGGUUGUAUUUUUGCUGAAAUGUCUUCGGGAGCUGCUUUAUUUAGAGCCAUUCCAUUUUUGAUACACCGUGAUACAUAA
Diversispora eburnea is the source of this 693-nucleotide messenger RNA. NCBI's taxonomy places the organism in Eukaryota, Fungi, Glomeromycota, Glomeromycetes, Diversisporales, Diversisporaceae. The record is from the annotation of a GenBank genome assembly.